Brugia malayi is the source of this 246-nucleotide messenger RNA. NCBI's taxonomy places the organism in Eukaryota, Metazoa, Nematoda, Chromadorea, Rhabditida, Onchocercidae. The record is from the annotation of a RefSeq genome assembly.
AAAAUUUCUGAACCAAAUUCAAAUGAAGUAAUUUUUGGUAUAAACCUUGCUACUACCAACUCUUUAAUUCCGUGGUAAAUACAGCUGGCAACGUGGUGAUAUUUAAAAAUGAGCAAGAAAAAAAAGCUGCUGCCUUCUAAUGUGUUAUUUCAUAUGAAAAUAACACAUUAAAAACCGUCUGGCCAAAACGCUAUCGCAAAAAACGCUGAGGGUAAAAGUGUUGAAGACUUAAAUAAAGUAUCAAUC